This is a messenger RNA of Drosophila hydei, 1035 nucleotides long. RefSeq lists its product as uncharacterized. NCBI's taxonomy places the organism in Eukaryota, Metazoa, Arthropoda, Insecta, Diptera, Drosophilidae. The transcript has 3 exons. The coding region runs from base 1 to 1035 and encodes 344 amino acids. The record is from RefSeq and is a predicted model, not a curated record.
AUGCAAUACGGUCUCUGGAUUCCAUUGCUCGGGCAGCUGGCGCUUGGACUGUUGGUCUUUGGCGAGCCAAAUAGAACGGAGUUGAAUCAUGUUGUCGACCGAGUUUUUUCGCGUCAAAAACGUUUCGUAUUAUUUCCAAAGGGCUCGAAUUUGAAAUUUACGGGCUCUAUGAGCAAAGGUUUGCUCUCGCGUUUCCCCAAGGGCAUCUCAAUGACCAUUGAGCAGGCCUGUUACUUUCCGGUACCAUCGAGUCGUGAGGAUGUCUAUCCAAAACGCUUUCGCCCGCGGACAACAACAACGCCAGCGCCAAAAAGCACAGAGCCGACAUAUGUUUGGAUCGCAGGUACCGAUUGGAGAUUUAAGGCAACGCCAGUUAAGAAGCCGACACCAAUAAGGCUUCAUCAACGCAUUGACUACAGGCCCCAAGCGCCGAGCUAUGUUGAUCCAGCAAAAUGGAAGCAGUGGUCCAAGUAUGGAGAGUAUUACAAAAAUUGGACGCCAGCAAAACCGUAUUAUAAGAAAUAUAGCCAGCCAGCAAAGUGGAGUAAGUGGACAACUCAAUCGCCGAAUUGGAACAAAUAUGGCAAGCGCUGGCACAGAUCGGCUGAAUCGCAGCUACAAGAGGAGCAGGAUCCAGUCGUAGAAGAUCUUGACCAGUAUCCCGAUUCAGCGCCCUACAAAGCUGAUAUAUAUCCCGAUCUGGAGCACGCCAGAGAUUCGCAGCAUUUUCAUGGCCAUCGGGAUCGUCGGCAGCUGUUCGAGAACUUUAGCGCUUUUGGCAAGCUUUUAGGUAUUGAAACCAAGUCCUGCAUACUGCGCGCCAUUUGCGAUAGCAAGCGCUUGCUGCUGCCACCUGGUUAUUCCAUGUUGCAGGACAUAGUGCGCUUGAUCUUUACACUGCCCACAAUAUCAGGCGUGGAGGAUGACUACAGCCGCAUUAUGCGCAUGAAUCCAGAGGAUUGUGACCGCAUCUUCAGGAGUCGCUGUAAACUGAAUCUUUUAGGUUGGCUGCUAGAUGGCAAAUGGGGUCAUUGA